CAUCUCUGCAGAUCCUACUCGAAUGAUAUUCGAAGGCUUCAGUGUAUAAAAAAAGAUGAGAACAAUAUCAGUUCACGUAUAAUAUUUGUUCAAACCAACCGACUCGUUCACUGAAAUGAUUCAUUCGAAACUCGUUGACGACACAAACGCCACUUACUGCAGUGAACUUGUUCAGCGUGGAUAAGUUUUCCCACACUCAUCACCGCGUGCUCCCUGUCGAAGCAGAGCUCACACCGGUAUUGUUUCUAUGUUUUGAGGUGAACGUGAACUAGCGCAGCACGGAUUUGAGUCGCCUUUCUCUUUAAUUCAGCUGGAUACUUUAUUGCGGAGCCCCCACAAAAUGUUGGAGGGCGGGCCCCGCAGCAGCAGUGCAGUGAGUUGUCAAAAUCUGUUGUGGUGGUGACGCCGAGGGUCCAGAACGCCCACUACGAUAAAUUAAUGUGAAGUUUGACUCGCAAGAGAUAGUGGUUAAAAACGUUACGAUUGUGAUUGUUCUUUUGAAUUGAGUUGGACGAUAAUGCAGCACUUUGUCUCACUGCAACUUCGCGCGGCGGACAGGCGCGAGGGCGCGGACAGUGCAUAGUUAUCCAGUGCGCAAGUGUCAUUCUGCUGGAUCAUCCCAAACUGCGACUCCAACCGCAGCGGGAUGCCUCUGAUCAGCCUGGACGACGACGAGCAGAGAUGGGUCCCGACGCACGUCAACGUGACCGUCCUUCGCGCGAGGGGUCUGCGGACGAAGGGCAAGCAGGGCAGCCGCUAUGUUUACACCAUCAUCCAGGUGGGCAAGGAGAAGUACACCACCGGCCUGGUGGAGAAGGCUGAGGAGCCGCAGUGGAGCGAGGAGUGCUCGUUUGAGCUGCUGCCCGGGCUGCUAGAGGCGGGUGGGAUGAGCAGCAGUCUCGUGCUCACAGUGAUGCACCGCGUGCUCAUCGGGCUCGACGUGUUUCUCGGUCAAGCUGUUAUUCCCCUCCACAAAGUUUUCCAGGAUGGAAUGUGUCCCAGAAAUGAGUGGGUCAAGCUGCACUCCAAGGCUGGUCGGAAGGAGAAGGAGCGGGGGGAGCUGCAGGUCACCGUCCAGUUCACCCGCAACAACAUGACCGCUAGCAUGUACGAUCUGACCAUAAAGGACAAGCCCCGUUCUGCAUUCGGAAAGCUGAAGGACCGCGUCACGGGAAGAAAGAGAGGAGACGUGGAAUCCUCCUCCGCCAUUUUACCUGGUCGCUUCGCCGCACUAUCAGGAUCUGUAGGUCCUCCCUUUGCAGGAGAUGGUGGACCAGAUGAUCCGGGCGAGGAAGAGGGGGUCGAUGUACACCAGAGUAAGGUGAAAGACUUCUUCCUUAAGGGGAAGCUGCGCAAGAAUUCAGACACUCGGUCGUGUUCGUCAUUGGCAUCAGACAGUAGCAUGGCUUCCUCUGCCGGGGAUCCAUUCAUCUCAGUAGAGCUGUCCAGAACGCCCAUCUACAGCAGCAGAGUGAUGGAGCCCUUCCGAAUGGACACUGAAGGUGGGAUGAAAGUGAUGACUCACAAGCGUGCACACAGUGAUGAAGCCAGUAAGAUCACCGGUCUUCCUCAUCCCAGCCCUGCUGUGGAAAACCUCAAAGGCCAAAUUAUGCCGCUCUCCAAAUCAACCCUCUGCAUCAACGGUAGCCACAUCUACUCAUCCGAGCCUGUCAGCCCCAAGAGUCCAAGCACCAUCCCGGCCAAGCGCUCCCUGCUGGAGAAAUGUGCGCCCCUUUCUCGCUCUCUCCAGAAUCUGACCCGACGUGGUGAAGACUCGCAGAAGAGCGAUGGGAGACGUUGGUCUAUUGAAAAGAGCAAGAAGGAGGACGGUGAGGCAGAUGAAGCUCAGAGUCCCGCCACCACGGUGGAAGUGGUGGAUAAAGGAAAAAAGCUGAGGAAAACUCUGUUUUCAAGCGGGCGGAGUGACUCUCUCCCAGCCAAGCCGGAGCAGAGCCAGGUUUCUGCUCCUCUUGAGGGCAGACGCAGAGGAUGGUUUGGCUCGGGUGACUCCCAGAACAAGCCAAGGCUGGGAGUCUCUCCUAAGGUAGAGAGCAGCUCAGACACCCCCUGUCAGAUCCCUUGCUCCCCCAGUCAGCCCCCAUGCUCUCUUCCCCUCGGUUGCACUACUGGCUCGGUGUCUCCCCCUAGUGGCAAUCCCACCAGCCCAUUCACUCACUCUUCCCCAACACCCACUUCGAUCUCUCCCUCCAACCCUUUCCUCACACGACUACAGCAAAACCCCUUUUUUGAGGAUCUUAUAGCCGAGGAAGCACUGAAGUCUCCGACUGCUGGCUACUGUUCUCUUAAUUCCAGUCUUUAUCAUUAUCCAGUCGGAUGCAGUCCCCUCCAUAAUGGAGCACAGAACAAAAUGUAUGCAAUAAAACGGGAAAGACCCAGAAGUAUGUCCAGACAGAGAUCUCUUCCGGCUAUUAUGCCUGAGACACCAGAUCGAAACUCGAACACUAAUCCGAACUACUCUCAAUCUGAGAGGGCUGGGGAAUGGGAUGAUUUUGAAGUAUUUGCCACCAGCCGGAUUAAAUCACCAAAUGGGACUCCAGCCAGACCUCCAUCGGCACCGUUUCUCUCAAAGGCACAUAAUACAAACCAGUGUGUAACCAACAAAGCGAACGCUGGUUUAAGGGUCGAUGAAGUUGACAUGGGUUUUUCAAGGCCAUGGGAUCUUCCUCCUCUACCACCACGUAGACCCAUGAGGACACAAGGGAUCACCAUGGACAGCUGGUUGGAUAGAGCCCAGGAGCUUGCUGUGCAGAAAGAGGCCUGCUUCCUUUCCCAGACUGACUUCGCCUCCCUUCAGCAUGCGAAAGAUGGACACUUGAAGAGAAAUUCUGAGAUUUUAUGUUCAGAUGCAGAGUUGCACCAUAUUUCUCCAGUAGGGUGUAACAAAAUAGAUGCAGAGUUGCACAGUGGUAUCAGACUGAAUGAAUUAAUGGUUGGGGAAGCAAGGGGUCAAACUUUUGCCACUAGCAAUGAUGGUAAUGCCUCACCAAAUGGUCCUGAAUGUGAGUACACGGUUCCUGAAACUCUGUGUUUCCCAUCUGACUGGGAAACCACAGUGACUGAAUCACUUUGCAGUUCACCUCAGACACAACCAAAACACGAUUCAGAAUCGUCCUGUGAAAUAAAGAUCUCCAGUGAACAACAAUGCAGGACUAAAACCGAUGGAGUGGCUUUGUUGACCCUCUCAACUAGAGAUUCUAACAACAAUACAGAAAGUACCUCAGAGUUUGCUUUUAUUGAUUCUGGAAGUUCACCGUCUGAGGUGCAACCACCUUUUGAAAUGAAUAAAGAUGGUGUUAAAUCAUCCAAAGAUUGUUCAAAUUUGCACUUGAAUGGUUCCUCGCUUCCCAGAUGCUCCCCAGGAUUACCAGAGGAUAUAUUGUCUAAAAUGGCAUCAGAGUUGGAGAUGUUUUCACCAAACAACACCUGUAGUAAUAUCACAUCUGACUCACAAAACCAUAAUCAUGGCUCGUCACCGUUUGAGGGAUCCAGUGAAGAACUGGGAAGACAUAAAGUCGACACUUGUGAACACCAAAACACUGCCUCAAAGCUUAACUGUGAGUCUUAUGACGUGGCUGAAGCUCUCCUCAACAAAGACCUCACUGUGAUCACUCAAACAUGCUCGAGCAAAGACAACACUGUGGCAUUGCAAAUCAAGCAAGAGGUAGCAAAAGACAAUGACUUGCUCACUGCACAUGAUGAUAAGAUGCAUAAUCAUUUAACAGAAGGUAACCUAAACUCUGAAGUCUUCUUCUUAAAGAACAAGGUUGAGGAAUCUUGUUCGAUGCUGGAGGAACAAAUAAGCUUUGAGGACUUGCAUGCAAGAGUAGCUCCAAGAAACUCCAGAAGCCCUUAUAAAACAGAAGUCAGAUCAGCCCGCCUCAGACCGCGCUCAACCACAGGCUCACCCAAAACCAUCUGGGGUGCCGAUUCGUUCCCAGGCCCUCCUCAUCCUACAUCAGAUCUCAUUUUGCAUGAUCCUUCCCCUUCACACACCCCAUUAGCAGGUACUAAUUCCUGUCUCCACCCUGACCCUUCCCUUCCUGCGAACCCCCCAGUCGAGUUGCCCAGCAUGGGUUCCACAUGCUCCUCCACCACCCAGCCCCAAGUUGACGCACCGCUCUCCCUCUCACCUGAGGAGACACAGCCAGCCCAUGAGGAGAGCAGCCCUCACCCAGUGAAGCCCUUGACCAACACGGCUCUACAGGGAGAGAAGAAACCUGAAAGCCGCUCAGUGCUGGAGAAACUCAAGUCCACCAUCAACCCAGCGCGAUCUGCACCAGCAUCCACUGCUGAGGAGGAGAAAACCCAGCUGGCUCUGAUGGAGGCUCGGGCUGAGUACCAGAACAUGACGAACAUGGAGCUGAUAGCUCUGCUGCUUCAGCAGGAAAUAGACGUCAAGAAGCAGCGGGCUGAAACUGAGGUGCAGGUGGCGUUAUUGGAGAAACGUGAGGCCGAACUGAAGAAGAUGAAGGUUCAGGUCAGAGACCUGGAGGACUACAUUGACAAGCUGCUGGUGCGCAUCAUGGAGCAGACGCCGACCUUGCUGCAGGUACGCGCCAGACCAAAAUGACUACAGUGAUCUGCUCCGUCCCGAGAACACCUCAUAUUGAUCUAAAGCCAUUUGUGAUGCUCUGUUCGAUUUCAGAUAACUGCCAGAUACACGUAGACACGAUAAAGCUUUGCAUGCUUCUAACUAGAUUCCCAAAUCCACAAUCUUUGAGGUUUAGCAUACUCCUAGUUAUGCUGAGAGCACAAGGCAGUGGUUAAAAGUAAAAAAAAAAAAAAAAAAAGACUGUAUAAUUAGAUUUUGUCGUUCACAUGUAGAUGUAAAUAUUCAUAGAAUCUACACAAAUAUGUGUUCUUCAUAAAUGUGCUGAUUUCCAUUAUAGAAAAUAAGUUCUGGGAUCUUUAUGCAUUCAAAAUGUCUCUAAAUGUAUACAAAUCCAUAAAUGCAAGUAUAAAACCACUGCCUUUAUUAAUUGACUUCUUUAAACAUUAACACUCAUCUUUCCUCAUAAUUGGACAUAUUUGGAACAAAAAAAAAAAAAAAAAAAGAAAACUCCUAAUUCUCAACUAAUGUCAAUAUAAUCUCAAUCCUGUCCAGAUUUCAAGAAAAUAUUGUUGACGUAGUAAUCACAUGGUAUUAAAACUAAUGUUACACUGUUCGAUAUGAAUCCAGAAAUUUAAUAACAGUAAUAUUUAAUACAUAUUAUGUAGUCUAAUACACCUUGUGUCAAAGUUGAUGUAAAAUACUGCUUUAAAUAAUAUUAAGUAAAUGUAAAUAAAUAUCUUUCUUCUUGAUAGCUUUAAAAGCACCUUAAUAUGUAUUUUGCAGAAGCGUUGUGCUUGAGCCAGUCAGCUUUGCCUCACAGAACCCACUGAUAUUAGUGCAUGUUCACUUCCAUCAAGCACUCGCACAAAAGCAGAUUGUCUCUGCAAACAUGUAAGCUAUGCAAUACAACCUGCUAAACUGUAGCUGGAGUUAAUAUAUGCUACACAAAAUAUAUCCAUGAAGCCUUAGCACUGCAGCAUACUUAGAUCAUUGCUAACGUAGCAAAUUUAGUGAUAAGCAAAUGCCUAAGCUUUCUAAACCACAAAAACAAUGGAAGAUCUGUUUGUUUUACUGCAUUGUAGCUUCAUCGUGUUAGAGCGGCUUUGUGAUUUUCUCUGAUAUUCAUUCUGAUUGGGUUUCAUACUAAUGUUUUUGUUCAGUUUUCAAAGAUAAAGUUACGUGUAACUUUUGUUAAUCAUACAGUAUUCAGUGUUUUCUUGGUUGAUGUUUCCUAAUUUAUUAGGCUGAUGGAAAUAAGAUUGUGUCACACAAGAACAUCAGUUCUAUGUCUGAGUUUUGGAUGUAAAGAAAGUACAGGGUUCCCGUUACAUUUUGUUGACUCAAGGCAUACAUUUUUCUGUGCAUCAACAACAAUACAUCCUGAAAAAAAUAUAUAUGUAUAUAAAUUAUUUUAUUUUAGUUCCAAUUUCGACAUGUGUUGCAGGAAAGAACCAUGUAUCACUGUGAUUCAAGAUUGUUGCUGAUUCAUUUUGCCUUUUAAUCUCCAUUUUGCUCUGUGCCCCUGUGGAUUUAUUUACAACAUUCACAUUUGUAUUUUUUAUUUUGUUUUAUUUAUUGCUAAUUAUUUCAAACAGCUUCAUUUUCAAAGUUAUUUGAAAAUAAAGUUUUAAAAUCA
Molecule: messenger RNA, 6209 nt
Organism: Carassius gibelio (silver crucian carp)
Lineage: Eukaryota; Metazoa; Chordata; Actinopteri; Cypriniformes; Cyprinidae
Gene: rab11fip5b
Product: rab11 family-interacting protein 5
Exons: 6
Coding region: 647-4591 (1314 amino acids)
Biological process (GO): regulated exocytosis
Cellular component (GO): phagocytic vesicle; recycling endosome; mitochondrion
Molecular function (GO): small GTPase binding
Source: RefSeq, a predicted model, not a curated record